CAGAGCUUCACGACACGAAUCAGUUCGUUAAUGGAGCUCCAUUUCCAGCACCCGCAGCCGCAGGAAUGCCAGCAGCCGGCGAAAGGGGUGAGAAGGAGUAGCAGCAGCACUAGCAGCAGUAGCAGCAAGUGCAAGUUCGUGGGGGUGAGGCAGAGGCCGUCGGGGAGGUGGGUGGCGGAGAUCAAGGACACGACGCACAAGAUCCGGGUGUGGCUCGGCACUUUCGAGACCGCCGAGGACGCCGCGCGCGCGUACGACGAGGCCGCGUGCCUCCUCCGGGGCUCCAACACCCGCACCAACUUCGCCGUCGCCUCUUCCCCGGCCCCGGCGUCCCCGCAGCAGCCGGACUCGCCGCUCGCGUCCCGGAUCCGCACGCUCCUCACCCACAAGAAGCUCAAGAAGCACCACACCGCGCCGCGGUCUCCCGUCGCCUUCACUCCUCCGUAUGCUGGGAACCGUAAUGCCAGCGCUGGCAACAGCAACGGCGGCAGCGCGAGCUCGAGCAUCAGCUUCGCCGUGAGCGGCAAUGGGGUCGACCUCGCUCGUCACGCACCCAACCCCUGUAGCCACCAGCGCGUAGCCGAGGAAUCCUACAGGACGUGCCAACUGAUCAACCAUUUCGACCAUCCGCCAUCAUGGGCGGCAGCUCUCAACCCCGCCGCCCCGCCGGUCGCCGGCAGUAAUGCUCAUUGCCCGGAGAUGCCCCAAGGAAGGAUGAAGGCCGAGAAGCAAGAAGGCUCCGCGUCUGCGUCUCCCGAUGGUGCUGCCGCCAUGAGUACUGGGUUCGCCAGGGCGCAGCAGCAGGUCGACGGCUUCGACAUCGGGAACGAUCCCUGCGACUCCCUGUGGGAUCUGCCACCGAUCUGUCAGUUGUCAUGCAGGUCUCUGAUGUACUAGAUGAUGAAAUCUGAAGAUUUCACGCUUUUUGGGGGUCCA
This is a messenger RNA of Brachypodium distachyon (stiff brome), 936 nucleotides long. Its product is annotated as ethylene-responsive transcription factor RAP2-11-like. The transcript has a single exon. The coding region runs from base 31 to 897 and encodes 288 amino acids. Gene Ontology annotation, biological process: regulation of DNA-templated transcription. Gene Ontology annotation, molecular function: DNA-binding transcription factor activity; DNA binding. Lineage: Eukaryota; Viridiplantae; Streptophyta; Magnoliopsida; Poales; Poaceae. The record is from RefSeq and is a predicted model, not a curated record.